CCCUCAGACCUGUGUUCAAACACCAGAUAAAGAUCUUGUAUAAACAUGAGCUGUAAACAUGCAGUAGUAGAAGUCUCCACACACACACCCCCCCUCAGACCUGAGAGCUUCUCCUGCUCCUUCACACUGCCACAUGUGCACACGUACACACGUACACGUGCUCUGUGUGCAGCUGUGCCAAUGAUCGUGUGAAGUGGAGGUAACUGAAGGACACUGACCUGGGCUCGUGACAGGAUUUAAGAAUAAAAACUGUUUUGAAUCUUGAAUAGAUUUAUUAGCUCUUGUUUCAUCAUGAUUGUAAAUGAGCUCACACUGUGCCUGACCUGUGUCCAGCGGACUGACUGAUUUGUGGGUCCAGUGACAGUUUGUCCACUCAUGUGGAGAAGUCGACUGUUUCCUGAGUCUUUUAACAUCAGUGUGUCCCCAAGGCAGCUGUGACUCCCUGUUUUUGUGUUGGAACUCAGUCUUCCUUCAUGACCCGCGGCUGCAGAGUUCAAUCAUCAGUUUGGAUCAGUUUAACUCGGCGCAUGUCCCGGUGUCCCGGUGCUUGGUAGUCUAGUCUAUGCGCCUAGAACUACGCUUAGUGCCGGUGCGCGGUGCCGGUGCGCGCUGGCGGUGCGCGCUGGCAGUGCGCUUAGUGUAACCGGCUUGUCUCUAAUCAGAUUACGGCUGUGUGUCCUCCGGAGCGUCGCUGUCUGACUCCAGCGGCCGUAAAGUGAACACCUCUCUGGGGACAUGAGCUCCGCGGCGGGCAUCGACUACAGCGCCUGGGACCACAUCUACGUGUCGGACGAUGAGGACGCGACCAGUCCGUUCGUGGACACCGCGAGUCUGUUCAGGAUGAGACACCGGUCCCGCCUGGAGCGCAUGGCUGACUUUGAGCAGAGAGGAGAAGAUCUGGAGAGGAAUUUCACUGAGUGUAAGAGACGGAUUGGACAGACCGAGGACAGGCUGAAAGAGCUGGGAGACAGCGGACAGGAGACAGAGGACCACCAGGAGAAGGAGAAGGUCCAGAAGGAGCUGCAGAAGCUGAGGAAACAUCUACAGAAGUUUGAGAAGAUGCUGGAGGAGCACAGGCGUGAGAAGAAGAAGCAGCCGUGGAAUGUGGACACCAUCAGCAAAGAGGGCUUCAGCAAGAGCGUUCUGAACAUAAAGGCCGAAGCUCCAGAGCCUACGGACCAGGAGAAGGCCCAGAAACACCAGAGCUUUGUGGACACGUACAGCAGCCAGAUCAGACACUUUGGUCUGCUGCGGCGCUGGGAUGACAGUCAGAGGUUCCUGUCGGAGCACCCUCAUCUGGUGUGUGAGGAGACCGCCUCCGCUCUGGUGCACAUCUGCAUCAGCAUGGAGCAGGAGCAGAAACAGGCUCUGAUGGGGCAGGUGGCUCACCAGGCCAUCGUCAUGAAAUUCAUCCUAGACUUGGCUGAGACGCUCCAGGUGGACCCCAGAGGCUGCUUCAGGCACUUCUUCUCCAGAAUCAAGACUGCAGAUCAGAUGUAUCUGGAUGCCUUUGACAGAGAGGUGGAGCUACUGAAGCAGCGCGUGAGGAGCUGUGCCCAGAGAAGAGAGGAGGAAGAGGAGGAAGAGGAGGAGCAGAGAGCAAGGAGACUAGGACCUGGUGGACUGGACCCUCAGGAGGUCUACAGCUCCCUGCCACAGGAGAUGCAGCGGGGUUUUGCAGAGAAGAACAUGGAGCUGCUGCAGAGGGCCAUGGACACUCUGCACCCUGAGGAGGCUAAGUACCACCUGAGGAGAUGCAUCGACUCUGGUCUGUGGGUCCCAGACUGUGGGGAGGACAAGGAGGAAGACGAAGAGGAGGACGAGGAGGAGGAGGAGCAGGAGGAGGAGCAGGAGGAGGAGCAGGAGGAGGGUGCUGAAAAAGAAGGAUGCAAAUGAAAUGAAACCAAUGAAACUUCCUCUUCGGACAUAAUGGACUUUAAUGGUUAAAAUGUCUUUACAAAUGAGAUACACAAAUACACAAUAUAAAGAGUUUUGGAGGUUUUCUAUCCCCAACACUCACUUAGUGUUAAUGUCACACUUGUAACAUUUCGAUACUAAGGAACUGCUCCCAUGAUGAAGAUAAAACAGGCUCUUUUUUAGUAAUAGAAUGUCAUAGUCUGAGUCAUAUUUAAUACAGACAGAGUUGUGUGUGUACAGUCAGUUCUAGUCACCAGUAGAAAUGAUCAGGUUCAACAUUUGUCAGUUUACCUUUUGGAGAUUUCAGGCAGUAUGACAUCCUCACAUUCUAGAACAGGGGUCACCAAACUUUUUUCUCUGGGGGCCACAUUAUGGCUCCUGACUGUGAUGGGGGCCGGGGUCGGGUCAGCUGUUUAACAGAAUUAUAUGAUCCUGACGACGCAGAUUUUUUUUUUUU
Molecule: messenger RNA, 2374 nt
Organism: Boleophthalmus pectinirostris (great blue-spotted mudskipper)
Lineage: Eukaryota; Metazoa; Chordata; Actinopteri; Gobiiformes; Gobiidae
Gene: cdc37
Product: cell division cycle 37 homolog (S. cerevisiae)
Exons: 9
Coding region: 736-1896 (386 amino acids)
Biological process (GO): protein folding; protein stabilization
Cellular component (GO): cytoplasm
Molecular function (GO): protein-folding chaperone binding; protein kinase binding; heat shock protein binding
Source: RefSeq, a predicted model, not a curated record